AUGGAGCUGAAAGAUAUUAUGAAAGGUUUCGUCAGCCGUGCGUAUGCGCUCGUUGACAGCGGCAGUCUGCUGUUUGAGAGCUUCUUCUCGGCGGGUAAACGAGGCUACCACCUCACGAGUAGGUAG
Messenger RNA from Phytophthora nicotianae INRA-310, 126 nucleotides. RefSeq lists its product as hypothetical. The transcript has 2 exons. NCBI's taxonomy places the organism in Eukaryota, Oomycota, Peronosporomycetes, Peronosporales, Peronosporaceae. The coding region runs from base 1 to 126 and encodes 41 amino acids. The record is from RefSeq and is a predicted model, not a curated record.